Molecule: messenger RNA, 393 nt
Organism: Soboliphyme baturini
Lineage: Eukaryota; Metazoa; Nematoda; Enoplea; Dioctophymatida; Soboliphymatidae
Source: the annotation of a GenBank genome assembly
AUGCACUCCAUGUUCAUUGCUCAUCUUGAUCUGAAGCCUGAAAACAUCAUGCUUCAAAGCAAAACGUCCGCCAAGAUUAAGCUAAUCGAUUUUGGGCUGUCUCGCAAGAUUUGUCCCGGCGUGAAAGUAAAGGACAUGAUGGGCACAGUGGAAUUUGUAGCUCCUGAGGUAGUGAAUUAUGAUGGCUUGUCAAUGGCCUCUGACAUGUGGGCGGUGGGAGUCAUCACCUACAUACUACUCAGCGGCGCGUCUCCUUUUCUGGGUGAAACUCGUGACGAAACUUUCUGCAAUAUUUCUGCCGUCUCAUACGUGUUUGACCCUAAAUACUUCUCUGGCGUCUCUGAACUGGCGAAGGACUUUAUCCGGCAUUUGUUUGUUCGGAACCCGCGGUAA